Messenger RNA from Rubroshorea leprosula, 1194 nucleotides. The record is from the annotation of a GenBank genome assembly. NCBI's taxonomy places the organism in Eukaryota, Viridiplantae, Streptophyta, Magnoliopsida, Malvales, Dipterocarpaceae.
ACACCUGAAUUGAAAGAGCUGGUUCCAGCACUGCCUCCCUUUCGCUUUCCAAAACCACGCUGAGUUACCUAUUCAGACUCGCCGCCUCGAUCGAUUGGAAAUGGACCGAUACAGGGGACAGCGGCGAGUCCAAAUCGACGAUUCGGAAGGCGUUGCCCAAGAACCCAACGGAAUGCGAUUCAGACCCUCCAACAACAAUGUCACCGAAGACCAGGAACCGUUCAUGGGAAUCAAAGUCAGACGGAAAGCCUCCUUUCACAGAGACUUCCAAGGGGACUACCUUGACGUCCGAUCCCAUCCCUUCUUGAUGAAGCUUUUGCAAAAGCAAGGUGACAAGAAAGUUCUCUUUGCUGAUAAAGUUUUGAAGUUCACUAAUUCAGGGAAGAUGAAAAGACGUAUUGUUAUGAUCACUGAAUUUGCCAUUUACAUUGUUGAUCCUGAGACUGAUGCGCUUAAACGGAGGAUAGCCCUUGCAGCUGUAGAUAGUAUGUGCUUAAGCGAAUUAAGUGAUAACUUCUUUGCAAUUAUCAUCCCUACAGAGUAUGAUCUACUCAUAGCUAGUACUCGAAAGACUGAAAUUGUUACCAUCUUAGUUGAAGCUACAAAGAGCACAUCUGAUUACCAGCUUGAUGUGACCUUUUCAAAUAGGUUUGAAUAUCGAGCUUCUGCUGAACUGGUUAAGGAGGUUCAAUUUGAGGAAGUUGAAGGGGGCAUUAGAACAAGGUUUUCGAGAAAGGAAGCUCCUAUUACAGAAGAUGAUGAAUAACUAAAAUGUGAGUCGCAACAUAGACAAUGAAUACAUUAUUUGUAGAUUUGUGUGAAUCGGUAAUCUUGAAAAUGUAAAGGUCAAUGAGUCUUUGGUCGUGGCGUUGCUUGUGAGAUGUUGUCAGCUUCAAAUCUUGAGACAUGUAGCCUUACUGUUUACUAGUUGCAUAUAAGGUUCGUAAUUCUUUCAUUGGAAAAUGCAGUGUAAAAUUUUCAAUUUUAACAGAUUUUUCUUAGCAUAUGAUUCUGCUUGCAUAUCGUUCUGAAUUUUGUCCUACCUUUCAAUUGAAUGGACUUGUAGUGGGAUGGGUUGAAUUUGCCCAGUACUUUGGCUUUGCUGUUCUGCAAGAUCAAGAGUAAAGUAGAUAAAGAAAUUAUUCUAAUUUCAUUGUUUUACUAUUUGAAUUGUAUUAAACUCUAAAACGAGGA